This is a messenger RNA of Penaeus monodon (black tiger shrimp), 4171 nucleotides long. Its product is annotated as focadhesin-like. Lineage: Eukaryota; Metazoa; Arthropoda; Malacostraca; Decapoda; Penaeidae. The record is from RefSeq and is a predicted model, not a curated record. Gene Ontology annotation, biological process: regulation of post-transcriptional gene silencing.
CGCGGAGUGUCAUCUACACGUACGUUCUUGUUCCAACAACUUUUAACAUGGAUUAAAAUUACGUGUAGACAUAAUUAACCCUUUCACCUGUGUUAAUUAUCCAUGUAGAUUGAUUACAUACUAUAUGAUUUUUAGUUCAUAAAUUGGAGGGCAAGAAGAGAAGGAGAUGGAAGACUACGAGCAAAAGAUCAACUCGGGGAAUGUGUUCCUUCAGAGUCAGGCUGUGACCAAACUCCACACCAAACUACUUGAAAAUGUACAAGAAGGAGAGUCCCUGUAUGAUAGGGAAGAAGUCAAAUGGCUGUGGCAGACUGCUAACAAGGGAGACAUGACUGAGGCAACGCUGGCCAUAGAGAUCUUGAUAUCGCUUGCCAAAGCUGGUUUCCUUCCGGUUCCAGCAACGCUGCAAAACUUCCUGGCUGAUGUUAUGUGUGCUAAGUCUCCUCGAGCUAUUGUACAGGGAAUCACAGAGAUAGUGUUAAUGUCUCAGAGGGACUCUGACAACAAUGGAGAGCCGGAGUUUCCUUUUACAGGCCCUCCCAAAGGCCCAACUCACCCAUAUGUUACACUUAUCACUAAACGGCCUGAUCUGACAUCCACAGUCCUCGAGGAAGUGGCCAGUCUGCUGCGACAUCCAGAUAACAAGUUUUUUACUCUUAUCAAAGAUAGUAGCAAAGAUCACAUAGAAAGGAAGAUGAUGGUACUACUUGCUCUAACAGAAAUUGCAAUAGCUGAUAAUUCUGCAAGGCUGCAGUCAGCUCUGUUGCCUUGUCUUGUCAUGAUGGUGCCACUGGCAUGGAAGCAAGGGUUAGGAACAAGAACAGUAGAAAGAUAUAUGAACAUACUGGUGUCCCGCCUUGGAAGAGGAUGUGAUGUUACCCUGUGUGCUUUGGCAGAAGUCAUACCUCAAACUUCUGGACAGCUACAAGUAAAUCUCUAAUGGGAAAGUGCAACUCUUCUUUCAAAUAAAGAUGGUAAUCCUCUGAUUGGUGCAAGAUUGUUGCCAUCAUUGCUACAGGUGUUGUCAGCUCCCUGCACAAGUAUUCCUGGCCUGACAACAGCUGCUGCAGCUGUAGUAUCUCUUAUACAGGCAACACCAGCUCAAGCUUCAGCUAAUACCCAGUUGGCAGGUAAUGCACACUGGGAAACCUUAUGCUGCACAUUUUCCAGUCUGGUUUCCUUCAUACCAGCACUGGAGUUCUCGGAUCGAUUGGUCAGGGAUCCACAACUGGCCUCAGAUUGGCUGUCCAAGCUUGCUACAUCCACCAACCAGAUUUCAAGCUUUCAUCAUACUUUUGUAACAUCUGUAUUUUUGUACCAGGGGUCUACAUCACAGUCAGUUCAGGAAGCAACUAAGGUACUAGAAAAGGAGGUGAUGAAGAAGAAGUCCCUCUCCAUAGAAGUAUUCCCAAUGGUCCUUUACAGACUAGGUCGUGAACCUGAUCCAGCAACACGUCUCACAAUACUGUACACUCUGCCUUCAUUAGCAGUUAAUAAGCUAUGUGUUGCAUUGGUGCUGAAGACUCUCCUUGCUCUGUGGGGGUCUGGUUCCCUGCGCCCACUUGUCCUGCGUCUUGUGUAUGAUUUGUGGACAGUAGAACCUCGAACUUACUCAUACCUGUCACAGCUGAUCAACGAUCGGUCAAUAAAUUCUGCAGAAGUUCAGAUUGCAAGGGCAUUUGUUGUCACCAGUAUAUGUAAAUCAAAACCUUCCCAGCAUGGCGAAGAACUGCUGCCGCUGCUCUCAAAAGUCUUGAAUGAAUGCCGCGGUAAUGAGGGGACUGCUCAAGCCUUGAUAGCCCUUGAUGGUAUAUAUGCUUUAUGCUCCAACCAAGUCAUAGACUUGCGAACCACUUGGCGAGUUAUUGCUCCCAAAUUGGUGAGAGACAAUAGGCCUGAAAUUACUGUAAAACUAUGCAAUCUCCUAGGGCUUGUCCCAACACUCCAUGUAGAGAGCUCAGAGUAUGAGAAAUUCACAGAGAACUCUCUUAUAAUUCUGUGGAAUUGGGUAAGUCAUCAUCAUAGCUUAGAUGUAGUGGAAGCAGCAUAUAAGUCACUGGAAAAUUACAAGUAUGGCAGUUAUACUCUGAGAAUGUUACCAAAAUAUGCCAGGGAAGGACACCAAUUGCCACCCAGCAUGGCUGCAACACCCUUUGAAGCUGCACGUAACCCAGUGGAUGUCUUGGAUUAUGUCCCUGCUAUAGGCUGGAUUAAGCUGAUGAAGGGAUGUCCAGAAUCCCACAUCCCACAUGUGCAGAACUUCAUUAAGUCUCUAGUUGCACGAGAAGUAGCUGGACUUCCAAAAGGAAUCUACAUGACAGCCGUUCAGGAGGCAAAGCGCAGAGGUGUCAAGGGUAGUGGUGGUCAACCAGAGCCUCCUUCAUACAGUUUCCUUAAAGACACCUCAACAUUGAGAAUUCUUGUGAAUUUCCUAAUAGACUUCCCUGAUAUGUUGGAAAACUGCACAGAUGUAGAUGCAAAGCAGAGAUUGCUAAGGUGUGCUGUAUUAGCAAUGGAAUCUUUGGGCCAGCCAUUGCCACGGCCAUAUCCAGCUCUAGAUUGGAUAUUUUUGGAAAAGGUGCUUUAUGCAGCCCAGUCAGUUUCAAAUUCGGAUUGGACAACAAGGAUUCGACAUAGUCUCUUUAGAAUUGCUGCAAGACAGAGUAAUAAAUCCCCCUCUGCAUGUAACCUGAUAAGCCAGUGGAUGGUACCAGCACCAACCAAUGGCUUAACAAAAGAAGAUGAAAUUACACUUUUUGGGCUAUUAGACCACAUUGGUCGUGGAGUCCCUCCAAACUUCUUGCAGCCAUUCAUAGCAUACAUUUUCCAACAACGCAUAUCUGAUCCAAAACAUAUGAAAGCUAUAUUAGAGUCGGUAAAACCAGUCCUUACUGCUGACUUCAUCUUUGACACUAAUAGAAAUGUUUUGAGUAAUGCUAUUGAACAUCUAAAUGAAAAUAUGGACCCUACAGAUGAAGAAGUAUAUAACACCUACAAGGCAUGUGUUGCUGACCUUCCACAAAAGCACAUAGAACGACUAACCUCUCCAUCACUUUGGUGGGAAGUCACAAAUGAGAGAUUGUACAGAGCAGCUGUGCUACGUUGCCAUGUAGCAGAGAAGGAUCCAGAGGAAAUGGCUCUGCCCUGGCUCAAUGACUUGGUAGACUCUGCUGCUUCUUUGCCUGGUGAUCGAUCACAUCUGCUUAGUGUCAUGUCAAACACUUUAGUAACUAGGUGCCACAUAAAUGAGAGUACCUCAUGGUUCUUGCAGCUACUAGGAAGACUGAGAGAUCACCUGAAGAGAAAGACAGACGAUAACCUCGUUGCAAUGCAUGAGCAGCAGCAGCGCAUUACCUUCUACCUUGAUCUUUUGGUUAUGGGGCUUAUUGUAUGGUCGGGCUUAUGGGCCACGAAUCAUAUGCAGGUCCUUGCAGAGACUUCAGCACUGCGAGAUCGUCUUCUCCUUCCUUCCUUGGUGACGCUUUCGGGUCAACCUGCAUGGAUUCAGACUCUCAGUCAGUUUCUUAACUGGAUGGUUUCAUGCCAUACCCUCUUACAGGAUUAUAAUGCGUCUCGUUAUCACCUUGGCUCACCCACGCUCCUCCUUGCCACACUCAACCCAAGUAUUUCUCAGGUCAUGUGGAAUAAAGUUAUUGCUAUGCUUGUAUAAAGAUCAAAGGAUCUGUAAUGUAACAGAUAUUUAUUCAUUAUCAAUUUAAGAGAAUUGCAAUAUAUAAUGUAACUUUGCAUGUGUUUAUAUGGCUCUACAAUUCAAGGGGAAUGAGAAACUUGAAAAUUAUUUGAGGUGUUGGCCAAGACAAGAGAAAGAGGAACCACUGAUGCUUUUGAAAAAGUUAAACCCUGUAAAAUGUCAGAAAUAUAACCCUAAUUAUUGACUGCUUUACGUUUCAGGGUUAUCUCCCUUGCUUCAGUCUUCAAAACUGUAUGGUUUUAAAAUAUGUUAUAUUGGAAAUAUAGGAGUGUUAAUGUAUUCCAGUCAUGUUACUUGUCUUCCAUUGUAAUGGCUCAUUUGUUGUAAUUGCAUUAAAUGAGAACAUAUGUGUAGAUGUAUAUUCUGUUAUAUCUUCAACACAUAUAAAUUAAUUAGAUAUUUUCAUUUAUUGUAAUAAGUAUUACCUACGAGUGAUAAUAAAAACGCAAGUGGCAUUUA